AGGAAUUUAUAUACAGAUGUUGCAAGAGCAAUUGAAUUACUGGAAAAACUACAGGAGUCUGGAGAAGUACCAGUACACAAGCUACAAUCCCUCAAAAAAGUGCUUCAGAGUGAGUUUUGUACAGCAAUUCGAGAGGUAUAUCAAUAUAUGCAUGAAACGAUAACUGUUAAUGGCUGUCCUGAAUUCCGUGCAAGGGCCACAGCAAAGGCAACAGUUGCAGCUUUUGCAGCUAGUGAAGGCCACUCCCACCCUCGGGUAGUCGAACUGCCAAAGACUGACGAAGGCCUGGGUUUUAACGUGAUGGGAGGAAAAGAACAGAAUUCCCCAAUUUAUAUCUCUCGCAUCAUUCCUGGAGGGGUGGCUGAAAGACACGGAGGACUCAAAAGAGGAGACCAGCUGCUAUCAGUGAAUGGAGUGAGCGUGGAAGGAGAGCACCAUGAGAAAGCUGUGGAACUACUAAAGGCUGCUAAGGACAGCGUUAAGCUGGUGGUCAGAUACACCCCGAAAGUCCUGGAAGAGAUGGAGGCUCGCUUUGAAAAGCUACGGACAGCCCGACGUAGACAGCAGCAGCAAUUGCUCAUUCAGCAGCAGCAACAGCAACAACAGCAACAGACACAACAGAACCACAUGUCAUAGGCCCUUGAGGGAAAACGACUUGAUCAAACAUCUGAUAGUCACAAAUUUGAAAACGUGCUUCAGAAUCCCAGCACAUAGUAAAAGACAAUACCAAUAAUUAUACCUGUCAAGAAGCUGUGAACACAAUGUGUACAAAUUCUUUACCAAGGCAACUCGACACCUCCUUUCUCCAGGCCCUCAGCCCCUGCUCACGUGCUCUGUACACACCAACCUUCUGUCCACUGCAGUGGGAAUUCCCAGUGUGGAGAGGGACAGACUUUCCAGUCCACAGCCUGAAACAGGAUAAGGGGAACAGUCUGUGACUUUCGAAUACAUCUCCGGGGCCAGGAUUAGGUCAAUCUUUGGUCUGUGGCUUUUCCAGAGAAAAACAAACCUCUCUAUAGGCUGUUGUUCAAACUGCAUCAGUUCAAGGUUGCUGUUCUUACACAUUCACCCUCUCCCUACCUGAUCCACAACCCCUUUUGCUGAGUUACCAGAAUUGGAACUACAAAUAAUUGAAAAUUCAACAUCUAACCUCCUCUUGAAAAUGGCAAGUUACAAUACUAUAGACUCUUUUUAGGCUCUAGGAAUAAUUGGCUUGUUAUUUUCUGUUUUCAUGAAUUUUUAUGCAUUAGCUGAAUGGGUCACUUUCAAUUUAACUUUCAGUUUAUUAGAAGCAAGAGUAGGAACCUGGUACUGUACUUUUAAAUUUAAAUAUUGCUUGCAUUUAUUAUUAUACAGCCUAACAGAAUAUAAUGUAUAUUUAUUCCACAAAAUAUGUAUUAUUAGAGUACACUUGUUAUAACUUAGAGUCUUUCCUUACCAAGAGUUAUGGCUCUGGUGAGAGAUCACUAGCAAAGGACCUAUCUUCAUGAACUGAUCGUAUAUACAUACAUAUAUAUAUAUGUGUGUAUAUG
Messenger RNA from Fukomys damarensis (Damara mole-rat), 1532 nucleotides. It is a transcript of the gene Lin7a, whose product is annotated as lin-7 homolog A, crumbs cell polarity complex component. Gene Ontology annotation, biological process: neurotransmitter secretion; maintenance of epithelial cell apical/basal polarity; protein localization to basolateral plasma membrane. Gene Ontology annotation, molecular function: L27 domain binding. NCBI's taxonomy places the organism in Eukaryota, Metazoa, Chordata, Mammalia, Rodentia, Bathyergidae. Gene Ontology annotation, cellular component: basolateral plasma membrane; synapse; cell-cell junction. The coding region runs from base 148 to 636 and encodes 162 amino acids. The transcript has 6 exons. The record is from RefSeq and is a predicted model, not a curated record.